Molecule: messenger RNA, 1402 nt
Organism: Armigeres subalbatus
Lineage: Eukaryota; Metazoa; Arthropoda; Insecta; Diptera; Culicidae
Product: dnaJ homolog subfamily C member 28
Exons: 3
Coding region: 181-1257 (358 amino acids)
Source: RefSeq, a predicted model, not a curated record
UCUUGGCCGAUGAGGCACUCGCGGCGUGCGCGCAUCAAAAUCAACGAAAUAGCAGACCAAAACAAAACAAUUAUUAAUAAACACCUCUAGCCGUCCGACGUCUUGCUCAUGAGCACAUAACGGAACAGUGCGUAUCAGCUGUUUGGAUUCUUAACGCCUAUUUCGGCUUAAAACUCAUAAAUGUUAUUCCGAGGUUGGUUCGUGCCUCUGAAGGGACCUUUUCGAAUAACCAUAAGGCAUAAUUACACCAGUAAAGGGGAAUUAUAUAACAAAUGCUACCGCAUACUUGGGGUUACCGAGCAGUCCGACCAGAACACGGUUCGAGAGGCCUACAUUGCCAUGGUGAAAAAAGUGCAUCCAGACAGUGGACAACCGGAAGCGAAUGCCGAAAAAUUUCAAGAAGUUGAUGCCGCUUUUCGGAUUCUCCAGCAGAAAUUUGCUAAAUCUCGGCGCGGAAUCGUAGAAGACUUGCAGGAUACGGUCAAGGUGUUCGAUAUUCGCCACACGGCUCCACAACAUCGCCAAUACCUGAGUUUUGAUGGUGUUGGCGUGGGCACACCGGCUCAACGCCAGAAGCAAUACCAGGCGGUGCGGGCUCAGCGCGCACAGGAACGAGUACUGGAACAUCGCAUGUCCAAAGCACAGGCUUCCGAAAUGGCAUUGAUGAAAAAAGGCGAUCACUUCAAGAAACACGAGAUCAAAACCAAAUACGGAUACGAUCGGGUGGUGGAGGAUUUAAUACAGGAGGCAAUGGGAAGAGGGGAUUUUAGCAACUUGUCCGGGUUUGGUAAACCCUUGCCCGAUCUACAGAGUCAAAAUCCCUACGUCGAUUUCACUACGCAUAAGAUCAACAAAAUCAUGCUAGAUAAUGGGUUCACACCGGAGUGGAUCACGCUGCACAAGGAGAUUCGAGAGGAGACGCAGAGCUUAAAGCAGAGUUUGUCGAAGGAGCGCGGUCAUUUGGGGGAGCUGCCAUUGAGCCCUCAGGAUGAGUACAAAUGGGAAAAGGCAUGUAAGGCGCAUGCAACGACACUUGAUGGAAUCAAUAAGAAAAUAGAUAAGUUUAACCUGAUUGUACCGGUGCUAAACAAGCAAAUGAUUCAUUUGGAUCUUAGGAAAAUAGCUGGUAGAAUUCUGGAAACGGAGAAGGAUAGCAGCCAGAUUCGCAGGGAUGAAGAACUUUUGUCACCGGGUAAUAAUCCAAAAGAUGCAGCCCAAACUAAUAUUUUUAGCUUUAUUGGAUCGUUGUUAAAAUAAUGGCAAAGCUGUAACAGUGGACCAAAUAUAAUUAUUAAACAUUUCAAAUGUUUUGUGGUUAACUAUGAAAAAACUAGGAUAGCAAAUUUUAAAUUUUAAUACAAGGGGAUUAAAACCAUACUGGGCAUUUGAAUCAGUUGUAUGU